This is a messenger RNA of Alexandromys fortis (reed vole), 2919 nucleotides long. Its product is annotated as tetratricopeptide repeat protein 30A2. Gene Ontology annotation, biological process: intraciliary transport. Gene Ontology annotation, cellular component: axonemal microtubule; intraciliary transport particle B. The annotation marks the transcript as partial. The record is from RefSeq and is a predicted model, not a curated record. Gene Ontology annotation, molecular function: protein binding; intraciliary transport particle B binding. The transcript has a single exon. Lineage: Eukaryota; Metazoa; Chordata; Mammalia; Rodentia; Cricetidae.
AUCCGCGACUCCCGCUACUCAGAGGCGGCGCAGCUGCUGGCCGCCGAGCUGCAGAGGAGCCCCCGCAGCCGCGCCGGGCUGUCGCUGCUGGCCUACUGCUACUACCGCCUGCAGGAGUUCGAGCUCGCUGCAGAGUGCUAUGAGCAGCUGAGCCAGAUGCACCCGGAACUCGAGCAGUACCGCCUCUACCAGGCCCAGGCGCUGUACAAGGCCUGCCUGUAUCCCGAGGCCACGCGGGUCGCCUUCCUCCUGGACAACCCCACCUAUCAGACUCGCGUCCUUCGCCUCCAGGCUGCUAUCAAGUACAGCGAGGGCGACCUGCCAGGAGCCAGGAGCCUGGUGGAGCAGCUGCUGAGUGGGGAAGCUGGAGAAGACAGUGGAGGGGAGAAUGACCCAGAUGGUUUGGUCAACAUGGGUUGUCUGCUCUACAAGGAGGGACACUAUGAAGCUGCCUGUUCCAAGUUCUUUGCAGCCCUGCAGGCGUGUGGCUACCAGCCUGAUGUAUCUUACAACCUGGCUUUGGCAUAUUACAGCAAUCGUCAGUAUGCCCCAGCUCUGAAGCAUAUCGCCAACAUCAUAGAGAGAGGCAUCCGUCAGCACCCAGAGUUAGGUGUGGGCAUGGCCACCGAAGGCAUUGAUGUUCGAAGUGUUGGCAACACCGUAGUCCUUCACCAGACAGCACUGGUCGAAGCCUUCAACCUCAAGGCAGCCAUAGAAUACCAACUGAGAAACUACGAGGCGGCCCAGGAAGCCCUCACUGACAUGCCGCCCAGGGCAGAGGAAGAGUUGGACCCUGUGACCCUGCACAACCAGGCUCUGAUGAACAUGGAUACCAGACCUACUGAGGGGUUUGAGAAGCUCCAGUUCCUGCUGCAGCAGAACCCCUUUCCCCCAGAGACCUUCGGCAACCUGCUGCUGCUCUACUGUAAAUAUGAGUACUUUGACCUGGCAGCUGAUGUCCUGGCAGAGAAUGCCCACUUGACAUACAAGUUCCUCACGCCCUAUCUCUAUGACUUCUUGGAUGCCAUGAUCACUUGCCAGACGGCUCCCGAAGAGGCUUUCAUAAAGCUGGACGGGCUAGCUGGCAUGCUGACUGAGCAGCUCAGGAGACUCACUAAGCAAGUUCAGGAAGCAAGACACAACAGAGAUGAUGAAAUUGUCAUAAAGGCCGUGAAUGAAUACGAUGAAACUCUCGAGAAGUAUAUCCCUGUCCUCAUGGCCCAGGCAAAAAUCUACUGGAAUUUUGAAAACUAUCCCAUGGUGGAGAAGAUCUUCCGCAAAUCUGUGGAAUUCUGCAAUGACCAUGAUGUGUGGAAGCUGAAUGUGGCCCACGUCCUCUUCAUGCAGGAAAACAAGUACAAAGAGGCCAUCGGCUUCUACGAGCCUAUCGUCAAGAAGAACUACGACAACAUCCUGAGCGUCAGCGCCAUUGUCCUAGCCAACCUCUGUGUCUCCUACAUCAUGACAAGUCAGAAUGAGGAAGCCGAGGAGCUGAUGAGGAAGAUUGAGAAGGAGGAGGAACAACUCUCCUAUGGUGACCCAGACAAGAAAAUCUACCACCUCUGCAUUGUGAACUUGGUGAUAGGAACACUCUAUUGUGCCAAAGGAAACUAUGACUUUGGUAUCUCCAGGGUUAUCAAGAGCCUGGAGCCUUACCAUAAAAAGCUAGGAACUGAUACGUGGUAUUAUGCUAAAAGAUGCUUCCUGUCCUUGCUAGAAAACAUGUCAAAACACACGAUCAUGCUGAGAGACACUGUUAUUCAAGAAUGUGUCCAGUUUCUAGAGCACUGUGAAAUUUUUGGCAAAAACAUCCCUGCUGUUAUAGAACAGCCUUUGGAGGAAGAGAGAAUGCACACUGGGAAGAAUACAGUCACAUAUGAGUCCAGACAGUUGAAAGCAUUGAUUUAUGAGAUCAUAGGGUGGAAUGUGUAGUUACUUUUGCAAAGGUCAUUAGAGUUUUUCAAAUCUAUAUUUUCCUUUUUUUGUUUUCCUGUGCAUUUUUAUAUUUCUUUCAGGUUUGACUCGGUAUACUUAAAACUAUAUCAGUCUUCCACUUUUGUAGCCAGUGUGUGAUAUAGGCACCCACAUUCUUGCUGCUAGAUACCACCCACAGUUGCUGCAGCAACAUUGCUGCAGAGGCCCAGCGCUUUGAGUGUUUUGUCUUGAGCUGUAAAGAGAACUUUGCCUCAGUAACUAGUAUACCGUCUGAGGUCCUGCCUUGUAGGCCCUGUUGCUGGGACACAGCAAACCAUCUCACCAUCAGUGAAGAGAAACAGAAUGCAGACUUUGUUCUCUUGGCAGAUUUGCUACCCAAUAAAUUUAAUUCUUAGCCAUAUGCCUCCAGGUUUUUUUUUUCUUUUGGUGAUUGUUUGUUGGUUGGUCUCUUUGGGACCUUUUUGUUUCUAUUGUUGGAGUUAUUUCACUUUCUGGACCCCAUCAAAAAUGAAAGUCUAGUUUGGACCUGGUCUCAGUCUUUUUGAAAGUACCAGUACUAAAUAACAGAAUCAUUUUCCUAGGUUCUUUUCUGGUUAUUUUUAGCCAGUGGUUCCAUUUUUCUCCCAUGAUGUGCUUGGUUAGUUCUUAGGUUUUAUAAUCAACAUUUCAUCAUCUGUGCUUGGGGUUUUCCAUAGUUGACUGCACUUCAUAAAUGUUUACAAUACUAAAUAUGGAAGUUCUUUUUAAAAGGUUGUGUGUGUGUGUGUGUGUGUGUGUGUGUGUGUGUAGGCAUGUGGGUGCCAUGAUGUAUUUGUAGAAGUGAAAAACUUUUAGGAGUGGCUUUCCCCUUUCUGCCCUGACUCUCGUGAGUUGAACUCAAGCCCUCAGGCCUACCCAGGUAGCACUUUACCCACGGCCGCCUUGGAAGCUCAAGUUUAGAAGCUUUGCAAUGUUUUUAGUUAAGAAGUGUUAAGCUGAAAAUGA